Messenger RNA from Trichomonas vaginalis G3, 558 nucleotides. RefSeq names its product organellar and viral DNA polymerase type B. NCBI's taxonomy places the organism in Eukaryota, Parabasalia, Trichomonadida, Trichomonadidae. The transcript has a single exon. The record is from RefSeq and is a predicted model, not a curated record. The coding region runs from base 1 to 558 and encodes 185 amino acids.
AUGGACAAAGAUUGCGAUAUGGUAUAUAAAAACAUUUCUGACAUAUAUAAAUCUGAAGAAUUUAAGACCUACGACAACUUUGUUUCGUUAGUUGCUGAAUGUGUAUGGCAGAUAAGAGAUAAAGAUAGAAGAGGCAAAGUAUGGAACGAACAAAUAAGACCCGCUAUGUUUGAGAUGAAGAGAGCAAUUGACGCCUUAGUUGUUUUAGCAGGUAAGGUUUCAAUGUAUAAUGCAAAAAUGAACCCACAAUGUUCAAAAUGUAAAGCAGCAAUAAGGAAAUAUAACUACUCCGUCAAAGAGAUAGAAAGAAUGAGAAACGACUAUGCAGACUUAAAGAAAGAAGCAGAAAAGCCAGCAGAAGAUAAAAUGGACAUGUUAGCAUUUCUGAACAAAAACUAUCCAACAGUAGAAGAUUUCCUUCUAUCUGACGUCAAGAAGAAAUAUAAAGAGACUUUCGGCAUUGUUAAAACUUUUGAUAUCCUCAGCGAAGAAAUAGAAGCUACAAAACUGUUUAGGAUUUCAAAUAUACAUCGUACAAUUCAUGUAAAACGCUUGUGA